CAAUCCUCUCUCUUCUCAUUCAUGCACGGCCCUCGUCUCCUCACUCCCUUCCUUGGCUUCUGACAACCCUCCAUUCCAGUUUAAUCCUUACGCCAUUUUUUUUUCUUCUUUUUAUUUAUUCCAAGAACAGCGGCUUCUUUUUUCCCUUAAAACAACGAACUCCUCGCUUUUUCCCUCCUGCAAAAUGGCGUUCCACGCUUUUACAUGAUUUUCCCCAUUUGGAACCGAAAAGAACUGGAGGGGAAUGGAAGACAUACGGGGGCUGUUCUGUGGAGAUUAUGGCUGUUCCAGUGGUACUGAGAAACCAUGCGGUUCUUUUGCUUGUAGUUAUGGUUUUCUUUCUCAUUCCUCUCCAUGUCUCAGUCAAGCCCUGAUCCUCUGUUUUGAUCUUCUACUCUUGAUCUUGGUUGUAUCUAACGUUUUGGGGAAGUCAAUGCCUAGAGUUCACAUGUCGAAUCGAUUUCGUAGCCACACAGCUCUUCAGAUCAUCUCUGUUGUCUUCAAUGGCUUUGUUGGAUUGGUGUACCUUGGCUUGGGCAUUUGGACUUUGGAGGAGAAGUUGAGGAAAGAUCACACUGCUUUGCCAUUGCAGGUUUGGUUAUCAGCUUCCUUCCAUGGCUUCACAUGGUUAUUGGUCAGCUCUAUCAUUAGCUUAUGGACUAAACAGCUUCCAAGAACCUUGUUGCGCCUAUUGUCCAUUGUUGUGAUCGUCUUUGCUGGGAUUAUUUGUGUCCUAUCUGUUACCGAUGCCAUUUCGAGCAAAAUGGUAUCAGCCAUGAUCGUUUUAGAUGUUCUAUCUGUUCCGGGAUCGGUUCUUUUGUUGCUUUGCUCUUUCAGUUGUUUCAGCCACGAAGAGAGUGAGGACAGUAUCAAUGGGACUGGAGUUUACACCCCAUUAAAUGGCGAGGCCAGUGAAAGUGGUAAGUUUGAUCCUGUUACUCCAUUAGCCAAAGCUGGAUUGUUGAGUAAAGCUUCGUUUUGGUGGAUGAAUCCUUUAAUGAAAAAGGGAAAGAAGAAGCCUCUUGAAAAUGAAGAUAUACCAAAGAUGCGCGAGGGAGAUCAAGCGGAAAGUUGUUACUUGCAGUUCAUAAACCAUAUGAACGAGCAGAAGAAAAACGAUCCAAGUUCCCAGCCAUCAAUCUUUAAAGUCAUCGUAUCAUGCCAUUGGAGGAAUAUAUUAUUGUCUGGAAUUUUCGCUUUGUUGAAGAUACUCUUUGUCUCUGCUGGUCCUCUGCUUCUCAAUGCCUUCAUUCUAGUUGCUCAGGGACAACAAAGUUUCAAAUACGAAGGCCUUGUACUUGCCCUUUCACUUUUCUUUUCGAAAAGCAUUGAAUCCAUAUCACAACGGCAAUGGUACUUCAGAAGCAGGCUUGUUGGUCUUAAAGUCAGGUCCUUGCUCUCAGCAGCCAUUUAUAAAAAGCAAUUGCGAUUGUCCAAUGAAGCUAAAUUGAUUCACUCAAGUGGUGAAAUCAUGAACUAUGUCACGGUAGAUGCGUAUAGGAUUGGAGAGUUCUCAUACUGGUUCCACCAAUCUUGGACCACGAGUCUUCAGCUAUGUAUUGCACUUCUGAUCCUCUACAAAGCAGUGGGAAUAGCAACCAUUGCCGCUUUUGUGGUAAUACUUCUAUGUGUAUUUGGCAAUACUCCUAUUGCCAAGCUACAACAUAAGUUUCAGAGCAAAUUGAUGGCAGCACAAGAUAAGAGACUAAAGACGUUCACAGAGGCUCUUGUAAACAUGAAGGUUCUCAAGUUAUAUGCAUGGGAAACCCAUUUCAAGAAUGUAAUUGAGAAGUUAAGAAAUGAGGAGCACAAGUGGUUGACAGCCGUGCAAUAUCGAAAGGGAUAUAAUGGCAUUCUCUUUUGGUCAUCUCCUGUUCUCGUUUCAGUUGCAACCUUUGGGACAUGUCAUUUUUUGAACAUUCCACUGCACGCCAAUAAUGUUUUCACUUUUGUAUCUACAUUGCGUCUUGUUCAAGAUCCUGUUAGAUCUAUGGCUGAUGUCAUAGCGGCGAUCAUUCAAGCAAGGGUUUCAUUUACACGUAUCGUUAACUUUUUGGAGGCACCAGAGCUGCAAAGCUCAAGUGUUUGUAGAAAGCAUGUGAAUGUGAGUGAUAACUGCUCCAUUCGGAUAAGUUCAGCAUCUUUCUCAUGGGAAGAGAAUUUGUCGAAGCCUACUCUUCGAAAUAUUAAUCUUGAGGUUAAGCCAGGUUCAAAGUUUGCUAUAUGUGGAGAAGUUGGCUCAGGAAAAUCAACACUUCUAGCAGCCAUUCUUGGUGAAAUUCCAAAUGUUGAGGGAAAUAUUCAAGUUUAUGGAAAGAUUGCGUAUGUGUCUCAAACAGCAUGGAUCCAAACAGGGUCCAUACGAGAUAACAUUUUAUUUGGCUCUGAAAUGGAUGAUUCGAGAUAUCGAGAAACACUCGAGAAGUGUUCAUUGCUGAAGGACCUUGAGUUGCUUCCUUAUGGUGAUCUCACUGAGAUUGGGGAAAGAGGAGUGAAUCUCAGUGGUGGGCAAAAGCAGAGGAUUCAACUAGCCCGUGCGCUGUAUCAAAAUGCUGAUAUAUAUCUUCUGGACGAUCCGUUCAGUGCUGUGGAUGCACAUACUGCUACAAGUUUGUUCAAUGGAUAUGUUAUGGAAGCACUCUCGGGAAAAACUGUUCUUCUCGUGACUCAUCAAGUUGAUUUCCUGCCUGAUUUUGACUCUGUUCUGCUGAUGUCAGAUGGGGAGAUUAUAGAAGCAGCUCCUUACCAUCAGUUGUUGGCACAUAGCAAAGAAUUUCAGGACCUUGUCAAUGCACACAAAGAGACUGCUGGUGCUGAAAGGCUUGCAGAUUUAUCUGCUACCAAGAGUACGAGGACAUCUGGUAGAGAGAUCAAGCAAUCUUAUACGGAGAAACAAUCUGUAACAUCCGAAGCUAAUCAGUUAAUUAAGCAGGAGGAGCGAGAAGUUGGAGACUCGGGAUUCAAGCCUUAUAUUCAGUAUCUCAAUCAGAACAAAGGGUUCUUUUACUACUCCUUAGACAUUCUCUCCCAAUUAGCAUUUGUGGGAUGUGGUGUAGCACAAAACUCUUGGAUGGCUUCUAAUGUCGACAAUCCCGCCGUUAGCAACUCCCACUUGAUCUUAGUUUACUUGUUGAUUGGAGUUGCUUCAACACUAUUCUUGGUUUCUAGAUCUCUUUUCACAGUUCUUUUAGGUCUCCAAUCAUCGAAAUCAUUAUUUUCUCAGCUACUAACGUCUCUUUUUCGCGCUCCGAUGGCUUUCUAUGACUCCACACCUCUUGGAAGGAUACUUAGUCGGGUCUCAAUGGAUCUCAGUAUUGUGGAUCUUGAUGUCCCAUUCAGUUUAAUAUUUGCUAUUGGCGCAACCUCUAAUACCUAUGCAGCGCUCGGAGUUUUAGCUGUAAUCACAUGGCAAGUUCUAUUCAUCUCCAUACCGAUGGUCAUUUUGGCAAUUUGCUUGCAGAGAUACUACUUUGCUUCAGCGAAAGAACUCAUGCGUCUUAAUGGGACGACAAAGUCGAUGGUAGCAAACCAUUUGUCCGAAUCCAUAGCUGGAGCAAUGACAAUAAGAGCUUUUGAAGAGGAGGAGCGUUUCUUCCAAAAAAAUCUUGAAUUCAUUGAUGGAAAUGCCAGUCCUUUCUUUCACAAUUUUUCGGCCAACGAGUGGUUGAUACAGCGGUUAGAAAUGCUCAGUGCAGUGGUACUUGCUUCCGCUGCAUUAUGCAUGGUAUUGCUACCAACUGGAAGCUUCAACCCCGGUUUCAUUGGCAUGGCAAUCUCUUAUGGCCUUUCUUUAAACGUGUCUCUGGUCUUUUCCAUCCAGAAUCAAUGUACUGUAGCCAAUCACAUCAUUUCUGUAGAAAGAUUAAACCAAUACAUGCAUUUACCAAGUGAAGCUCCCGAAAUCAUCAAAGAGAACCGCCCACCAACCAACUGGCCCUCGAUCGGCAAAGUGGAGAUAGUCGACUUGAAGAUAAGAUACAGACCCAACACACCCCUUGUUCUUCAUGGUAUAAGCUGCACAUUUGAAGGAGGACAUAAGAUUGGUAUUGUUGGUCGCACUGGCAGUGGAAAGUCUACUCUUUUAAGUGCAAUAUUCCGCUUAGUCGAGCCAGCUGGAGGAAAGAUUAUCGUCGAUGGUAUUGAUAUCUGCUCAAUUGGACUUCAUGAUCUGCGCUCGCGUUUUGGAAUUAUACCUCAAGAUCCAACUCUUUUUAAAGGAACUGUUAGAUACAACUUAGAUCCCAUAGCUCAGCAUACUGAUGAUGAAAUAUGGGAGGUACUCGGUAAGUGUCAACUUAGAGAGGCUGUUGAAGAGAAAGAAGCGGGAUUGGAUUCCUUGGUUGUGGAAGAUGGUUCGAACUGGAGCAUGGGACAGCGCCAGCUUUUCUGUUUAGGUCGUGCGCUUUUGAGGAGAAGUCGGAUAUUGGUGCUCGAUGAAGCAACUGCAUCAAUAGACAAUGCCACGGAUAUGAUUCUGCAAAAGACUAUUCGAACCGAAUUUGCAGACUGUACUGUGAUUACAGUUGCUCACAGAAUACCAACUGUUAUGGAUUGCACAAUGGUGCUUGCUAUAAGUGAUGGGAAAAUAGCAGAAUAUGACGAACCUACAGCGUUGAUCAAGAGAGAAGGUUCUCUAUUUGGAAAACUUGUGAAGGAGUACUGGUCUCACUCACAGUCUGACUCUGUAGAAUGAUUUUGAAUCCGACACUGUAUUGUCCACAAGCUUCUUUUGCUUUCUCGCAAGUUAAAGAAGAUGUAGGUGCAUCACCCUAGAUGAAAGAUUGAGGGAGUGGAUUUUGAAGACAUAUUUGUACUGGUGCAGCCUACGGCUUCAUUCAGAAAUAUGGCCAUUUCUCCAUGAGAAAAGCCGAACUGCAACCAUGUUUUGUAAUAGAAAGAUGUGUCCAACUCCUAAUUUCUCACCUAUUAGAUUUACAUCAUUGAUUGAAUUGUCUGUAAAGUA
Messenger RNA from Momordica charantia (bitter melon), 4963 nucleotides. It is a transcript of the gene ABCC10, whose product is annotated as multidrug resistance-associated protein 14. Gene Ontology annotation, cellular component: membrane. Gene Ontology annotation, biological process: transmembrane transport. Gene Ontology annotation, molecular function: ABC-type transporter activity; ATP binding; ATP hydrolysis activity. Lineage: Eukaryota; Viridiplantae; Streptophyta; Magnoliopsida; Cucurbitales; Cucurbitaceae. The record is from RefSeq and is a predicted model, not a curated record.